This is a messenger RNA of Lachancea sp. 'fantastica', 1293 nucleotides long. Lineage: Eukaryota; Fungi; Ascomycota; Saccharomycetes; Saccharomycetales; Saccharomycetaceae. The record is from the annotation of a GenBank genome assembly.
AUGAACAAGGCUCACUUCAAAUGGCGUUUAGGUAGGAUCAAUAGCCAUCAGCUUUUCGAUGUGGCACUCGAAAACGAGCUCAAUAAACUUCCCGAAGCCAAAGCGAUGGUGUACAACUACCGUAAAUCAUCAUUGACUGUGGGCGUAACGUCAGUUGCAUUGGAUCCCUCAGGUCAGUUUCUGCUAGCCAGCGGUGAAGAUGGAAGUGUGGGCAUGUGGGCACUGGACGAAAGCUACAGUGAAAACACGCUGGUCGACAAACGAAUUCAGUUUGCACGCGGAGAAUCAAAGGAAGCAACUGGUAAUGACACUCACGUUACGAAUCAUAGGACACAUGUGGUGGCAAGAAGGCCAGUGGAUAUUUCUGGACCUCAGGGGGGCUCCCAAAGGUUUCGUGCGUCAAUUGCAUCCAGUGCAACCACCGCAUCACCCUUCCCACACGAAACAGUCCAUGCAUUUUCAAUCUCGACUGUGCAGUGGUAUGAAUCGGACAAUGGGCUAUUUUUCACAGGCAGCAACGACCGGAAAGUAAAAAUAUGGGACACCAAUACGUUUCAGGUGGCAUCGUCGCUCGACGUGGCACACCGGGUUUCGCAGUUGGACACCAAGGGUGACCUUAUAGCCGUGGCGACCGAAGACUCGCACCCUCGUCUGAUCGACCUCCGAUCGAUGAGUGCUACGAUAAGUCUCGGGGUCAAGCGCUCAGAUAUGAAGUGCGGCAUCAAUACAGCCAAGUUUUCUCGCGACAAAACCACUGCUGCUCAAUUGAUAGCCACUGGUGAUAACGAUGGCAACGUCGGGAUCUGGGAUUUGCGUAAAGGUAAUGCUGCGCUUUGCGAUCUCACAGAACCAGACUCCAUGUCCAAAGCUCACGCACGUUGUUGCAACGACAUUUGCUGGAACCCGUCCGGCGACCAUGAGCUUGUGACGACGGGGAAUGACGGCAAAAACAAGCUGUGGUCUUUUGACGGAGACAACCGGAGCCGUGUGGUGCGGCAGCUGGGUGCGACAGACUUGAUGGCUAAUCGUUUCCGCCAUCGUACUGCGCAGUACCUGAUGUGGGAGGGGCCUUUUGUCUUUUGCAACUCCGACUACGGGGAGGUGGUUGUUUACGAAGCCCGCACGGGACGGCAAUUGCAUGCUUUUCAGUAUCCGUUGGGCGCAGGACACAGAAGGGCGACUCCUAGAUUCUCUUGCAUGGCUUUGCAAAGCCGAAUGACCAACUCCAUCGGCGUGCGGCUGAUACUGGGGACUGAUCACACGCAUGGCAAGAUCCUGGAAUAUCGCACUUGA